Trematomus bernacchii (emerald rockcod) is the source of this 2883-nucleotide messenger RNA. Its product is annotated as gamma-aminobutyric acid receptor subunit rho-1-like. The transcript has 10 exons. NCBI's taxonomy places the organism in Eukaryota, Metazoa, Chordata, Actinopteri, Perciformes, Nototheniidae. Gene Ontology annotation, molecular function: neurotransmitter receptor activity; extracellular ligand-gated monoatomic ion channel activity; GABA-A receptor activity. The record is from RefSeq and is a predicted model, not a curated record. Bases 3 to 1433 code for a protein of 476 amino acids. Gene Ontology annotation, cellular component: synapse; neuron projection; GABA-A receptor complex. Gene Ontology annotation, biological process: monoatomic ion transmembrane transport; nervous system process; regulation of membrane potential.
CCAUGCAGGUGGAUGCUGUUCUUGUGCUCUUCUGUGUUUGGCUCGCCGGUGCCUCUGGGAGGAUGACCCAGUCGAGGGGUCACAAGCUGGAGACCUACACACAGAGCAGGUCGCGAAGAGAGACCAGGAUGGACGGGAGUGGAGGUCAAAAAACCGGAAAUCCAAUUUACAAACGGAGUGCAGACAUGACAAAAACUCUGAUGACAAAAUCCGAGCAGCUCCUGAGAAUAGACGACCACGAUUUCACCAUGAGGCCAGCCUUUGGAGGUCCUCCAAUUCCAGUUGGAGUGGAUGUUCAGGUUGAAAGUCUGGACACAAUCUCUGAGGUCGAUAUGGACUUCACCAUGACUCUGUACCUGCGUCACUACUGGAAGGACGAGCGGCUGUCCUUCCCGAGCACCAACAACCAGAGCAUGACCUUCGACAGCCGCCUGGUGAAGAAGAUAUGGGUCCCUGACAUGUUCUUCGUCCACUCCAAGCGAUCUUUCAUCCACGACACCACGACCGAUAACGUCAUGCUGAGGGUUUACCCCGACGGAAACGUCCUCUACAGUCUCAGAGUCACUGUCACUGCCAUGUGCAACAUGGACCUCAGCCGCUUCCCUCUGGACACCCAGACCUGCUCGCUGGAGAUCGAGAGCUAUGCGUACACAGAUGACGACCUGAUGUUGUACUGGAAGAAGGGCAACGAAUCCCUGAACACGGACGAAAGAAUAUCUCUGUCCCAGUUCCUCAUCCAGAAAUUUCACACCACCACUAAGCUGGCUUUCUACAGCAGCACAGGCUGGUACAAUCGCUUGUACAUCCACUUCACCCUGCGGCGCCACAUCUUCUUCUUCCUGCUGCAGACCUACUUCCCGGCCACUCUGAUGGUCAUGUUGUCCUGGGUGUCCUUCUGGAUCGACCGCAGGGCCGUCCCCGCCAGGGUGCCGCUCGGCAUCACCACAGUGCUAACCAUGUCCACCAUCAUCACCGGGGUCAACGCCUCCAUGCCCCGCGUCUCCUACAUCAAGGCGGUGGACAUUUACCUCUGGGUCAGUUUUGUCUUUGUGUUCCUGUCGGUGAUAGAGUACGCGGCGGUCAACUACCUCUCCACCGUGCAGGAGAGGAAAGAGAGGAAACUGAGGGAGAGACUGCCGUGUACAUGCGGCAUUGGUAACCCUGACGACAUGAUCGACCCCCAGAUCACUGGCUACGGGUCCAUGGAUGUCAACAACACGGGGAAUUAUGGGAUGCCAGUGAACGGCGGUCGCCAGGACAGAAUGUUGGCCCAGGUGUCUCUGAAUGACCCGCAGAUCACAGGCCAGGUGAAGGCCUCCAGAGGCUACGUGAACGUUUGGAUAGACACCCACGCUAUAGACAAGUACUCCAGGGUUAUGUUUCCUGGAGCGUACAUCCUCUUUAACAUCAUCUAUUGGUCCAUCUACUCAUAACCCGGGGAUGCAGAAGAUGAUGAUGAGACUCGAGGAGCAGGAGGAACAACACGUGAUGCUUUUCAGACAUGAUGAUGCAUGGGGACCACUGACAGAUUGGUGACCAUUGCCUUCUCGACCCAGCCACUUAAAACUGGAGAAUUUCAAAUCAGCUACAGACGGACAGGAUGGUCGACAUAGCUGUUUUUAUCACUCCGUCAAAUCUGUGUGGUUUCAUGUUGUAAUUAUAGACGUUUGGAUAUCGUUGUGUCCUGAAAACGUACUUCACAGAGAGACUCACACACAUGGACCUGUGUUUCUGUGCAGCUCAACUCACUUCAGUUAUCAAUGCAGUGACUCUUUACAACUCUUUAAUGAAAAUAUGAACUGGAAGCGGAUUACUGACACAUUCCUUCUCUUUUGUAUAUGAACUAGACGUGACAAUCAAUGGCAAACUGAAAAUAUUCAAGGUUGGUUUGUCGUUAUUAUAUUCUAGAUAUGACCUUUCUUUUUUGUACUUGUCUUUUUUGUUCAAGUAACAUCACCAAGGGCAAGCUGACAAUUCAAACUGUGCACCAUUAUCCUUGAAUCCCUGCAGCAGAGAGAAAUGAAAAGAAUAAAGCAUCCAAAAAGAUGUCCAGAACAACUCUUUAAUGAAAAUAUGAACUGGAAGCGGAUUACUGACACAUUCAUUCUCUUUUGUAUAUGAAUUAGACGUGAAAAUCAAUGGCAAACUGAAAAUAUUCAAGGUUGGUUUGUCGUUAUUAUAUUCUAGAUAUCAUUCUUCGUCGUAAAAAUCUCAACUCUUGGAUGAGAAAAAAAAUGAAUUUUCUUCUAAAAACCUGAUAAUGUGAUUAUUUUAAAGUGUUUCCUUUGCAGCACGUUAGUUUGAUUCAGAAUGUGUUAAAUGUUCUGGUGAUCUUUGUAUCAGUGCAAUUAUUUUGCUGUCAAGCUUCUUACUGUCGUGCAUUUUUGUAAUUCGACAAAGUUCAAUAUAAAGAAAAAGAGCAAAAAAUGCAGUCAAUAAAAACACAAAUGUUAAUAUGUAUGUUAAGUAAAUCCCAAACAUGAAUUAUGGUAUUGACUAAAUGUACUAAUUUCAUACUUCAAUAUUUUAUACAACUGAAGCUCAUCUCCUCUGUUUGAUGUUGUGAGGCUUUGAGGUUACAGUGACCUGUUAGUUGCUAGUGUUAUCGUCUUUUUCAGCUAUAAACUCAAUUAUGUUUUGGUGGUUAAUGACAAUUUUAUGACAACAAAAUCUGAUAUUAUAGCAAACGCUGGUAAAAGAUGUAUCAAUGGGAAACAUGUUGGAUAAUGAGCUUACAGGUGCUGAAGAACACAAUCGCAAUACUGUACAUUUUAAAUCUCCUCAGUGUAAUACAUAGAUGUAAAUGGAUUUUGCUGCAUGGCUGAAUAUCGCUUCUUUCUGAAUGUUGCUUCUGAAGACAUCAAUUAAAAUCUGCUCAAAACA